AUGAGGAUAGAGUGUCCAAACUAUCUUGUAAAGGAAAAGACUGAGAAUUCAAAAGUUAAAGGGUUGGUUGCUACCUUGAGUGAUUUUGAGAGUGAUAUUUCUAAUGAGUAUGAGGACGAAUGCAGUCAUUAUAUGGCUUUUGCUGCCACAACCGAUAAGGUGAUUGUGGAGAGUGCUAGUGAUAGUGAGGAUUCUUUUGAUGAUGAAGUUGGUGAGGAUUAUCGGAAAGAACUAUUUGCAGUGAUAACUUGGUCUCUGUGGAAUAGAAGAAAUGCCAUUCACUUCGGUUGGCAAGCCCAUCCUCUAUCCCAAAUUUGCAUCGUAGCAAGCUCGUUGCUCCAGGAGUUCUUGGCGAUACAGGUGGAGGAUCAAUCCAAGCCUCGGCCAAUUCUACAGCAACAAUGGCGCCCACCUGACUGGGGCACACAUAAUAUCAACUUCGAUGCAGCAGUUUUUGGAGCGACAGACUCAGCAAGGAUAGGAGUCAUCGUUCGAGAUUGGCGCGGCGAGCCAGUCAGAGCCCUAUCCAUGGCGGUCCCGAUGGCGAAUUUGGUCUCAGACUUGGAGGUAGUGGCGUGUCGGCGUGCUGUCAACUUUGAAGCUGAACUUGGUCUUCAUAGUGUCACUUUUGAAGGAGACUCAGCGAUCGUUAUAAAUGUGGUUUCCCAGGGAAAUGUAGUGUUAGCAACUUACGAAAACAUCGUGGAGGAUAUUCGUUCUUUAUCUUCAUCUUUCCUGUCUUGGUUUUUUACUUAUGUUCACCGUAGUGGAAAUGUAGUGGCUGAUUUCUUAGCCAAAAAAGCUAGAUACUUAGAUGGCUGUCAGCUUUGGACCUCUACUAUGCCUGAGGACAUAAUGGCUGUGGCUAGUUUUGAUGUUCUUUAG
Messenger RNA from Quercus robur (English oak), 885 nucleotides. RefSeq lists its product as uncharacterized. Gene Ontology annotation, molecular function: nucleic acid binding; RNA-DNA hybrid ribonuclease activity. Bases 1 to 885 code for a protein of 294 amino acids. NCBI's taxonomy places the organism in Eukaryota, Viridiplantae, Streptophyta, Magnoliopsida, Fagales, Fagaceae. The record is from RefSeq and is a predicted model, not a curated record. The transcript has 2 exons.